This is a messenger RNA of Manihot esculenta (cassava), 1978 nucleotides long. RefSeq names its product putative F-box protein At3g58860. Gene Ontology annotation, molecular function: protein binding. Bases 462 to 1853 code for a protein of 463 amino acids. Lineage: Eukaryota; Viridiplantae; Streptophyta; Magnoliopsida; Malpighiales; Euphorbiaceae. The record is from RefSeq and is a predicted model, not a curated record. The transcript has 4 exons.
CAUCCUAUCCCACAGUUACAAGAACAAAAAAUAAUGAACAACUAAACCUAACUUCUAUUACACAAUCACUUAUUUUAAAAUUACUGGUUCCCAGAAAUACAAGCGCCACUCUCCCUCCCUGCCUAUUCGCCGUGUUCCUCGCCGUAGCCGCUGCUUCUGUCUCCCACGGUCACGCCGCAGGUUUGUCUCUGACUGGUUUCGAUUGGGUUGUGUAGAUGGGUUUUCUGUUUCGGUGGCUGAGAUUUGCGUGGAUGGGUUUCGUUUGGUUUCAAUUUUAGUUUAUGUGGAAGGGGUGUUUGAUCUGAAUUCUAGUUUGAAUUGAUUAUUUGUUUCUUUCGGAUUUGGCUAAGAGGAGACCAAAUAAAAGUCAAAAUCCAUAACGAUAUUAUCUACUUGUGUGUUUUGAUUUAUACAAAUCAUAGCCACAGCUAUAGGAAGAGGAGGAGUAAGAGUCCAGCAACAUGUCUCCACAGGUUGAAGCAGUAGAAGCUGGUGAUGAUUGUAUCAGUAAAUUGCCUGAUGAUAUUCUCUCUUUGAUUCUUUCGUUUUUGACCAUGAGAGAUGCUGUUAAGACGAGAUUAUUGUCGCGAAGAUGGAGAUUUCUAUCCCCCUUCACACCUCAACUCAAGUUUGAUAUCCUUUCUGUUUUUGGGAAAAGCUCUGAUUCGCAAAACAGUUCUAAAUUUUUGAUGGCGGUUAAUCAAUUCUUGCGCUCCUAUACUGGUCCUAAAAUUGAUACCUUCCGACUUACUUAUCGCCUUGGUUAUGAAUCUGCCUCACAUAUUGAUGGAUGGAUUAAUUUUGCUUCGGAGAUGGAGUCUAAAACAAUUUCUCUUGAUUUUGAGUUUGGAUUUGAUUCUGGAAUAGAACGCUAUGAUUUUCCUUGUCACCUCCUCCCUUAUGAUACUAAAACAUCUAGCUUGAAGCAUCUGCACUUAGCAUCAUGUACUUUUACACCUUCUCCUGAUUAUGCCAAAAGAUUAAUUUCUUUGAGAACUCUUUAUCUUUGUCAUGUACCUUUAAGUCAAUGUCAUCUGGACACUAUAAUUUCUACUUGCUUGAACUUGAAGUGCUUUAAACUGUAUUGUUGUCCUGUGCCUGAGACUCUUCGUAUAUUUGGUCCAUCUAGUGGAUUGGAAUCUUUCAAGAUUUCUUGUAAUGGCUACCUGAAGAUUGAGCUUAAUUCUCUUGAAAAUUUGAACUUUUUUGAGUUUGUUGGUCAUGCAAAGGAACUCACAUUUAUUGGCCUUCCUGCAUUGAGAAAGGCAUAUUUCAAGUUCUUUAAUAGAAUGUGGAGCGGUACUCUAUAUAUGUAUAUGAAACUUGCAAAAGAUCUUCCCCAGCUAGAAAUUCUAUCAGUAGUUCUUUUUCCUUUUGAGGGUGUGCCUGUAAGUGACAGUGUCAGUCCACUCAGGAAUCUCAAAGAAUUGGUACUGUAUAAUUACUUAUCGAAUUAUGACCUUUUUCGAAUUGUACCUCUGAUCGAUGCAGUUCCUGCUCUGCAAAAAUUGUAUCUUACUUUACAUUAUAGCACCUGUGAUCAAUUUAAUAGAGCAAAGGUGGGGAGUAAACAGCCGCAUUUAGAACUUAAAGAGCUUGAGAUUAGUGGAUGUGUUGGUAGAUCAUGUGAGAUGGAAUUUAUUACUUAUUUACUUGAUAAUUGCAUCGCACUCAAGGUGAUGUCUGUUAGAAGAGACAGAAAGAAGUAUCUUGGAGAUGGUAGGUGGACGAAUGACGGAAUAACUCGUGGAGAGCUUAAUCUGGAGGUGCUUCGUGAUAUGCUUCUGCAGCAAAUGGUUAACUCGUGUAUAGAAAUAAUUGACACCAACAUGCUGGUUAUGAAAUUGGAAUAGAAGCCAAUUCCUAAUAACCAAGUAUGUUGUUAUUUCCUACAUUGAACUUGGAUAAUAUAUUAUUUAAAUGCCUGAUUUUUGUUAUUCUUAAUUUCUUUACAUAUAUUGAAAAAGAAUAUUUAUUA